Molecule: messenger RNA, 3501 nt
Organism: Pistacia vera
Lineage: Eukaryota; Viridiplantae; Streptophyta; Magnoliopsida; Sapindales; Anacardiaceae
Product: calcium-transporting ATPase 1
Exons: 8
Coding region: 139-3195 (1018 amino acids)
Biological process (GO): calcium ion transmembrane transport
Cellular component (GO): intracellular membrane-bounded organelle; membrane
Molecular function (GO): calmodulin binding; ATP hydrolysis activity; ATP binding
Source: RefSeq, a predicted model, not a curated record
ACAACAAUAAAUUAAAAAUAGAACGCACGCAAACCAGAAUACCAUCUGCCGUAUAUCGUUGGCCACUAACCCACACGGCUGAACUCGCUAACACGUUUCCGAUCUAAUCAGAGACUCAACUAACAAUAGAGAACAGGGAUGGAGAGCUACUUGAACGAGAACUUUGGAGAUGUGAAGGCGAAGAACUCAUCAGAAGAGGCGCUACAGAGAUGGAGGAAGCUCUGUGGAUUUGUGAAAAAUCGGAAACGAAGGUUCCGUUUCACUGCUAAUCUUUCUAAGAGAUUUGAGGCUGAAGCUAUUCGUCGCUCAAAUCAGGAGAAGUUUAGAGUUGCAGUUUUGGUUUCACAAGCUGCACUUCAGUUAAUCAAUGGUCUAAGUUUGUCCAGUGAAUACACUGUGCCUGAGGAAGUAGAGGCAGCAGGCUUUCAAAUAUGUCCUGAUGAGUUGGGAUCCAUUGUAGAAGGCCAUGACAUCAAGAAGUUCACAAUUCAUGGUGGAGCCGAGGGUAUUGCAGAGAAGCUCUCCACAUCAAUCUCUGAUGGUAUUUCUACGGCUGAGCAAUUGUUGAAUAAGAGGAAAGAAAUUUAUGGAGUUAAUAAAUUCACCGAAAGGCCAGCUCGAGGAUUUUGGCUUUUUGUCUGGGAAGCCCUCCAGGAUAUGACCCUCAUGAUACUUGCUGUUUGUGCGGUUGUCUCACUGGUUGUUGGCAUAAUAAUGGAGGGAUGGCCUAAGGGUGCCCAUGAUGGGCUUGGGAUUGUUGCAAGCAUUCUGCUUGUCGUGUUUGUUACUGCCACAAGUGAUUAUAAGCAAUCUCUGCAGUUCAAAGAUUUGGACAAGGAGAAGCAAAAAAUAACUGUGCAGGUCACCAGAAAUGGGUUCAGGCAGAAGAUCUCAAUAUAUGAUUUGCUUCCUGGAGACAUUGUUCAUCUUUCCAUUGGAGACCAGGUCCCUGCUGAUGGGCUUUUUAUUUCAGGGUUUUCUGUGCUGAUUAAUGAAUCCAGUUUAACAGGUGAGAGUGAACCAAUUAGUGUGAAUGCAUUAAAUCCUUUUCUUCUCUCUGGAACCAAAGUUCAGGAUGGUUCGUGCAAGAUGCUUGUUACUACGGUUGGGAUGAGAACCCAAUGGGGGAAACUGAUCGCUACUCUUAGUGAAGGAGGAGAUGAUGAGACCCCAUUGCAGGUUAAACUUAAUGGGGUGGCAACCAUCAUUGGGAAAAUUGGCCUCUUUUUCGCUGUUGUGACUUUUGCUGUUCUGGUGCAAGGAUUAUUUAGCCACAAGCUGCAAGAAGGAACACACUGGACCUGGUCUGGAGAUGAUGCAAUGGAAAUAUUGGAAUAUUUUGCUGUUGCUGUUACGAUAGUUGUGGUUGCUGUUCCCGAGGGACUCCCAUUGGCUGUCACAUUGAGCCUUGCUUUUGCCAUGAAAAAGAUGAUGAAUGAGAAGGCUCUUGUCCGCAAUCUGGCUGCUUGUGAGACAAUGGGAUCAGCUACAAGUAUCUGUAGCGACAAGACUGGUACGCUAACUACUAAUCACAUGGCUGUUGUGAAAGCAUGCAUUUGUGAGGAGAUCAAGGAGGUAAGCAACUCUAAGGAGACUCUUGGCUCUUCUAUUCCUGCUUCGGCUUUGAAAAUUCUACUUCAAUCAAUAUUUAACAACACUGGUGGAGAAGUUGUUAAAGGAGAAGGCAACAAAACUGAGAUACUGGGGACGCCCACUGAAACUGCUAUUUUGGAAUUUGGCUUGUUGCUUGGGGGAGAUUCCCAAGCAGAACGACAAGCAUCAAAAAUUGUGAAAGUUGAACCUUUCAACUCUGUGAAGAAGCAAAUGGGAGUAGUUAUAGAGCUCCCUGAAAGAGGAUACAGGGCACAUUGUAAGGGUGCUUCUGAAAUAAUAUUAGCUGCAUGUGACAAGUUUUUAAACUGUAAUGGUGAGAUUGUACCGCUGGAUGAAGCAGCCGUCAAUUAUCUAAAGAAUACUAUUGACCAAUUUGCUAAUGAAGCUCUGCGAACUCUAUGCCUUGCUUUCGUGGAAAUUGGAGAUGAAUUCUCUGCUGAAGAUCCUAUUCCCACUAAUUGUUACACUUGUAUUGGCGUUGUGGGUAUCAAAGAUCCUGUGCGACCUGGUGUUAAGGAAUCUGUUGCAAUCUGUAGGUCAGCUGGCAUUACUGUUCGGAUGGUCACAGGAGACAACAUAAAUACUGCAAAGGCUAUUGCUAGGGAAUGUGGAAUUUUAACUGAUGACGGAAUUGCAAUUGAAGGCUCAGAAUUCCGGGAGAAAAAUGAUGAGGAAUUGAGUGCACUUAUUCCAAAAAUCCAGGUCAUGGCUCGAUCUUCACCAAUGGACAAGCAUACCCUUGUGAAACACCUAAAAACCACUUUAAAAGAAGUUGUUGCGGCAACUGGUGAUGGUACAAAUGAUGCUCCAGCACUUCAUGAAGCAGAUAUUGGGCUAGCAAUGGGCAUUGCUGGAACAGAGGUGGCAAAAGAGAGUGCUGAUGUUAUAAUAUUGGAUGAUAACUUCUCUACAAUUGUGACUGUGGCCAAAUGGGGACGUUCAGUUUAUAUUAAUAUUCAGAAGUUUGUUCAGUUUCAGUUGACUGUCAAUGUGGUUGCCCUAAUUGUUAACUUUUCUUCUGCAUGUUUGACAGGAAAUGCUCCCCUUACUGCUGUUCAGCUUCUAUGGGUCAACAUGAUCAUGGAUACUCUAGGAGCACUGGCUUUGGCUACAGAGCCUCCUAAUGAUGACCUGAUGAAGAGAUCACCGGUUGGUAGGAAAGGGAACUUCAUCAGUAAUAUAAUGUGGAGAAAUAUUUUGGGGCAGUCUUUAUACCAAUUUUUGGUGGUAUGGUAUCUUCAGACAAGAGGAGAAGCAGUUUUUCAUCUUGAUGGCCCAGAUUCAAAGUUGAUAUUAAACACGCUUAUUUUCAACACUUUUGUGUUUUGUCAGGUUUUCAAUGAGAUCAGCUCCAGAGAGAUGGAAAAGAUAAACGUCUUCAAGGGCAUACUGAAGAACUAUGUAUUUGUGGCUGUUCUCACUUGCACUGUGUUCUUUCAAAUAGUAAUCAUCGAGUUUCUGGGUACAUUUGCCAAUACAUAUCCUCUCAAUUUGCAGCAGUGGUUUGUUAGUGUGCUUCUUGGAUUUCUUGGAAUGCCAAUUGCAGCUAUUUUGAAGUUGAUCCCUGUGGGAUCAAACUGAGAUAAUACAAACCAACAGGGGUAUUAUUCUAACCAAUUUGUCAACAAUCUUAUUUGUGAAUUAAGUUUCUUUCAUUCCCCCUAAAAGAAAAGAAAAGCAAAUGAUUUUUUUUUAUCUUCCUUCCCCAGAUUAUACACUAGUAUUAUUGCUGGGGCUGACACAGGUUUUUUACAAGUCAAAGGUUAAACUUGCUCUGAAACUUCUGACCAAUGAGCUUUGUAAAAUUAUUUCAGUUUGGCUUUCGAGCCUUCUGUUUGAUCAUAGAAUUUGUACUCAAUAUGCGCAUCGGAUUUUCUUUUGUCUGAA